Molecule: messenger RNA, 390 nt
Organism: Zasmidium cellare ATCC 36951
Lineage: Eukaryota; Fungi; Ascomycota; Dothideomycetes; Mycosphaerellales; Mycosphaerellaceae
Exons: 1
Coding region: 1-390 (129 amino acids)
Source: RefSeq, a predicted model, not a curated record
AUGCCGACGACUCCACCUCCCCCCGUCGCCAACCCAUCUCUCGGCACCCUCGAGCGUCUACCCGCCGAGUUGCGCAACCACAUCUACCAACUCGCCAUCGACACCGAGUACGAGCUCGAGGCAGCCUACAACAAGCCAUGUCGCCAGCGCCAAAGCCUCCAUCUAGUCUCGAAGCAAAUCCACGCCGAGACCAAGGGCUUCCUAGUAGAUGCGAAAGCACGACCGUGUCCGCAUGUCAACUUCGCCGUCACGAUUACCGAACUCCCGGAGACCCCAAGCGCCUUGAGGAUGCUCGAGGGAAUCGCCCAGCAAACACAUCCGGCACACGACAUCGCAAGCCCAGACAGUCCGCUUCGUCACUGGACAUCUCGCCGCCGACGCUCCACUUGA